CUCGGUCUGUCUGCAGAGAGGCUUCGGCAUGGACGGCAGCUUCUCUUCCACCAACUUUUCACCGGAGAUUUUAAACCGUCCGCUUUACGUUUUAGUCCACUCACAUGACGUGGAAAUGGGUUUGUGAGCGGAGUAAGCCAAAGUUGAGUUAAACAGAGUGUUUAAAAUCUUUUUGUUUUCUUCUCGGUUCGAGUUGUUUUAAAGGAAAAAAGGGUGAAAAUGCCAGUUGCAACUCUUCUACCUUUCACCGCUCCGCCAAAUAGGAAGUCUGCCAGCCCGACUUCUUUCAGGCUGACAGAGAAAUUUAUUCUUCUCCUGGUGUUCAGCGCCUUCAUCACCUUAUGUUUCGGGGCUAUCUUCUUCCUCCCGGACUCGUCGAAGCUACUCAGCGGAGUUUUCUUCCGCUCCCCCGCGGUGGAGACCAACACCCGCAUCGGUCCGGAGAGCAGCUACUCCGGCCCGGCUGGAAGCGACGACCGGGUCCUGGCCAAGAUCAAGAAGGACCAUGAGAAGGCGCUGCUGGAGGCCAAGGACACGCUCCAAAAGCGACCCGAGGAGAUACAACGGGACAUAAUAAACGACAAGAAGAAAGUUAACAUUGCGGGUCAGGCUGAAAAUGAUGUGAAUAAAAUCCCUCUCAUUGAAUAUCACCGUCCGCCCGGAGCGACGGGACACGAACCGCUGGACCCCGAAACUAAGGAGAGACGGACUAAAAUCAAAGAGAUGAUGAAGCACGCCUGGGACAGCUACCAGCGCUACGCCUGGGGUUCCAAUGAGCUCCGGCCGGUCUCCAAGCAGGGCCACUCCAGCAAUCUAUUCGACAGUCGGAUGGAGCUGUAGCUGCAGGCGAUGUGAAGAAGUGAAGACCUUCAGCUCCUCCUGAGACACAGUGGCUUUGCAGUGCAGGUUUUCUUUCUGGCCCCGUGUGCAGUGCUUUAAAAAGGCCCCAGGAUGAAGGGCAGGCUUUGCCACAGAUGCUGCAAGGCUUUUGUGAGACUUGCUUUUCUUUGUCACUUUGUUUUUCUCCCUGCAGUCUUUCCUCCGUGCCCAUGUCAGAGUACUAUGACUUUUAUUUAUUAUCGCCUUUAAUUGAAGCGAUACUGCAGCUAAUGCAGAGUUGAGACAAAUUUUCAGAUUUAAUAAUCACCUGAGGAUGUCUUUUUGUCUUGCAUUUUCAUUUGGUAUUAUUUUCUUCAUUGAUCUGUGUUCAGUUUU
Messenger RNA from Xiphophorus maculatus (southern platyfish), 1215 nucleotides. RefSeq names its product mannosyl-oligosaccharide 1,2-alpha-mannosidase IA-like. Gene Ontology annotation, cellular component: extracellular exosome; endoplasmic reticulum; Golgi membrane. Gene Ontology annotation, biological process: N-glycan processing; carbohydrate metabolic process. The transcript has 3 exons. Gene Ontology annotation, molecular function: calcium ion binding; mannosyl-oligosaccharide 1,2-alpha-mannosidase activity. The record is from RefSeq and is a predicted model, not a curated record. NCBI's taxonomy places the organism in Eukaryota, Metazoa, Chordata, Actinopteri, Cyprinodontiformes, Poeciliidae. Bases 220 to 840 code for a protein of 206 amino acids.